AUGGGGUUCCGCAAGGCCGGAGGCGCGGGGACACUCGCCUUCUUGGUGAGCUUGUUCCUGAACCUCCUGGCCGAAGAGCACGAUAUCGCCUUUAACGACACGUUGUCACUAGAAGCAGCUUUAGCAGAGCCCAUCGUGAGGCUCGUGAACUCGGGUGAAAAUUUGACAGAACCUAAAGAAGUAGAAUUUGGAGAAUGCACGGUUACAUGUGGUAUUGGCAUUCGAGAAGUUAUAUUAACCAAUGGAUGUCCUGGAGGUGAAACAAAGUGUAUUGUUCGUGUUGAAGAAUGUAGAGGACCGGCAGAUUGUGGAUGGGGCAAGCCUAUUUCUGAAAGUCUUGUUAGCGUGAAGAUACCUUGUAUAUUUGUACCUCCAGAAAAUCGGUUUCAAUACAUUUGGAAAAUGUUGAUUCCAGACCAACAAUCACUCAUUAUUCCUAAUGAUUCAGCUAUUUUGGAAGUACACAGAGAUAGUCACCCCGUUGCAUUUGAGUGUGAUACAAUAGAAAAUGAUGAAUUGAUUGCAUCUGUAAAAUAUACGGUGUACACCACAGCUGAACUGGAAACAAGACGGUUGAGGAAGCCGAGUACAGAUAUCGUAUUGGUGUUUGUCCUCAUAACUGGAGUUAUAGUUUGCGUUGGAGUUAUCUUUGCAAUAAUCUUCAUCGUUCUUAAUUGGGCUGCUGUGAAAACUUUUUGGCAGACAAAAGUUUGGAAAAACAAGGAUGAAUUAGGUUCGGUGAGAACAUCGUUGGGGCCGGCAACCACAAUAGAAGCAUCUCAGAUGUCACACAUGGGUGGCAGUGUACAGGAACAGGGUUCCUAUCAGGAAUGGAAUCUUUAA
This is a messenger RNA of Candoia aspera, 843 nucleotides long. RefSeq names its product sperm acrosome associated 1 (gene SPACA1). The record is from RefSeq and is a predicted model, not a curated record. The transcript is spliced from 8 exons. The coding region runs from base 1 to 843 and encodes 280 amino acids. Gene Ontology annotation, biological process: acrosome assembly. NCBI's taxonomy places the organism in Eukaryota, Metazoa, Chordata, Lepidosauria, Squamata, Candoiidae. Gene Ontology annotation, cellular component: acrosomal membrane.